CAGUCGUAUGAGUGCUUGUGUUUGAGAAGAAAGAAAGGUGUAUGGAUUUUGGAUUUCGUUCCCAUUCCAGCUGAAGACUCCACUGCUCAGCCUGAUGAUGAUGCAAAGGAGGAUCAUGAUGGUACUUUGGUCCAUCCCCAUAGGCACCAGUAGUUUUGUGUGAGGGGAGAAGACGCCUGGAAUCAGACUAGAGGACCACAAGAGGGUCGAGGAGUGGAGAGGAAAGGAUGUCUGCGAGUGCGCCUAAUUCAGCCCCGCCCCCUAAAAAGAGCCGGGGGAAACAGGAGAUGGAGUCUCUACAGGCAGCCAAUGAGGAGCUCAAGGCCAAACUAAGUGACGUACAAAAUGAGCUGCAGCAGGAGAGGGCGAAGGUGUGUAAGCUGCGUGAGCGGCUGCAGGAGCUGCGGGCGCAGCGGGAGGCUGAGCAGCACAGGCAUGCAGUUGCCCAGACUGAGCUGCGGGUGAAACUACGAGAGGAGAAGCAGCGUGAGGUAGCAGCUGUGCGUGACUCUCUGAGCCGGCAGCAUGAGGCCGAGUUAGCCCGUGCUGCCCGCUUGCGCCACUCUGAGCUUGGGCGCCUGCAGGGCCUGGUGAAUGCACUGCGCAAUGGCAAUGGUGCCGCCGAGUUGAGGGAGGAGGCACGCGAGGAGGCACGCAGGAACCACGAGGCUGAGAGACUUAAACUGACCCAGGAGCUGCAAGAGGCCAAGGCAGCACGCAGACAGGCUGAGGAAGCGCUGACCAAUGCUGUGCAGGCUGAUAAAGCCAAAGCAGCUGAUCUCAGAGCAGCACAUCAGGCCCAUCAGGAGGAGAUCCAGAGGAUCAAACGUGAAAGCGAGAAGGACGUUCGCAGACUGAUGGAGGAGCUGCGGGGGAGGGACCGUGUUAUACAGACUUUGGAAAAGGAGCUGGGUGUACAAGCGGGUCAAACUCAGCGCCUACUGCUGCAGAAAGAGGAGGCUGAGCGGCACCAUGGCAGUCCCAAGAGAGAAGUGGCUCCAGCCCUUGGAGAGAACACAGACGCCAUCAUUAACCAGGAAGUAGAUGAAAGAGACACUCGUCGAUUCCAGCUUAAGAUCGCCGAGCUGCAGGCUGUCAUUAGGAAACUGGAGGACAGGAACACGCUGCUGUCAGAUGAGAGGACAGAACUGUUAAAGCGUGUGCGGGAGACAGACGGACAAAUGAAACCACUGUUAGAGAAGAACAGACGGAUGAGUAAAAAGAACGAAGAGCUCCUGCAGACCCUGCAGCGCAUGGAGGACAAACUAAAAUCCGUCAGCCGUGAGAACGCUGAAUUAAAGGAGAAGACAAUCUUGGACUCCCAGCAAGCAGUGCUGAAGAGGACCAGCUCUCUGACAGACCUAAGCCACGCCCACGAGGAGCAGGAGGUGGAGUUUCUGCGGCUACAAGUCAGUGAACAGCGCAACGUCAUUGAGGAGCUCACUCAGGAGCGGGAUAGACUGAUAUUCAACAAAAAGAACAAGAGGAAAAAUAUCAAAUUGCCAAAGAGGCAUGUUGUGGAGACAUAUUUUGGAUUUGACGAGGAGUCCAUAGAUUCAGAAACGUCGUCUCUGACAUCAUACAACACAGACCGCACAGACCAUACCCCGGCCACCCCAGAGGAGGACCUCGAGGAGGCUUUCUGCAGAGAGGAGGCGGAGCUUCGUUUUCGGCAGCUGACGCGAGAAUACCAGGCGCUUCAGCGAGCAUAUGCUCUCCUCCAGGAGACCACAGGCCCUCUUGACCCCGAGAGACACUGCAGGACGCGGGAGCAGCUGCAGGCGGAGCUGAAUGCCUGUCAGGCGAGGAACGCUGACUUGGAGAGGAGCCUGGCAGAGAAGGGGCAGGACUCAAAGUGGGUGGAGGAGAAGCAGAAUCUUGUUAGGAUCAAUCAGGAACUAAGAGAAAAGAUAGAGUUACUGGAGCAGUCCGAGCUGCGUUUGCGUUCCGAAGUGAGAGACACACAAGACCAAAAUGAGCUGCUGGAGUUCCGCAUACUCGAACUGGAAGAGAGGGAGCGGCGAUCUCCUGCCUAUAACUUGCACAUCUCUGCCACGGAAAACAGCAGCGGCCUGCAGCUCCACUGCCAGCGGGAGGGUAUCAAGGAUGUCAUUAUCCCUGAACUCAUGAAAAAGCUGGACAUCCUGGGUGACAAUGGGAACCUGAGGAAUGAGGAGCAGGUCACCGUGAUCCAGGCGAGCACCGUGCUGUCUCGCUGUGAGAAGUGGCUGAAACAGAUAGACAGCACCGAGGCAGCACUUACACAGAAGAUGAUUGAUCUUGAGAAUGAAAAGGAGCUGUUUAGUAAGCAGAAGGGCUUCCUGGAGGAGGAGCUAGACUACAGAAAGCAGGCCUUAGACCAUGCCCAUAUGAGAGUGCAGGAGCUGGAAGCCACACUGUAUGCUGUGCUGCAGCAGGAUCCAAAUGGUCGAUUGGCUGAGAGUUUGAGCGAAAGGCAGAGGGCAGAGCUAGCGGAGUCUAUGGAGGCGGUGCGGAGGCAGAUCCUUAGACAGAGCCGGCAUGCUGACACGCUGAUCUUACAGCAGCGCAUGGAGCUUCUCCAGUCUGCACAACAGAGGAUCAGAGAGCUGGAGGACAAGAUUGAUAUGCAGAGACGACAAAUCAAAGAGAUUGAAGAGAAGUUUUUAUUUCUGUUCCUGUUUUUCUCUCUAGCUUUUAUUCUCUGGCCUUAAAGACACACACACACACACACACGGAAGUAAUGG
Neoarius graeffei (lesser salmon catfish) is the source of this 2726-nucleotide messenger RNA. It is a transcript of the gene jakmip1, whose product is annotated as janus kinase and microtubule interacting protein 1. The transcript has 21 exons. The coding region runs from base 228 to 2693 and encodes 821 amino acids. Gene Ontology annotation, molecular function: GABA receptor binding; kinase binding; microtubule binding. The record is from RefSeq and is a predicted model, not a curated record. NCBI's taxonomy places the organism in Eukaryota, Metazoa, Chordata, Actinopteri, Siluriformes, Ariidae.